This is a messenger RNA of Oppia nitens, 822 nucleotides long. RefSeq names its product 39S ribosomal protein L40, mitochondrial-like (gene mRpL40). The transcript has a single exon. NCBI's taxonomy places the organism in Eukaryota, Metazoa, Arthropoda, Arachnida, Sarcoptiformes, Oppiidae. The record is from RefSeq and is a predicted model, not a curated record. Gene Ontology annotation, cellular component: mitochondrial ribosome; mitochondrial large ribosomal subunit. Bases 75 to 659 code for a protein of 194 amino acids.
AUGAUACGUUAUCAAUGAAUGACUCAUUUGUUUAUUGACUGUAAAACUAGUAAAGCAUUUGAUUUGAUAUAUGAAUGAUAUUCUUAAGGAUGUCUUCAUUGAUAUUAUCACUAAACAAGUUGUUUGUGUCCAAUGCUGUCCACACGCGACCCAUCUUUACGUCGGCCUGUCUUAUGGCUGAACCCAUGAGAAAGAAGAAACGAAUUGAUCCGCAACUGUUGAAGAGACGCGAAGAAAGAAAACUAAGAAAAUUAGAGAAAGAGAUCAAACGUCUUGAGGCGACACCAAAACAAUUGAAACCUAUUAUUGAAUUACAACUAACACCACAAGUAAUCAAAGAAUUAGAGCAAAGAAAAAGACAAGAAAUUAAUGACCAGAGUUUGCAGGAAUGGCAAAGAAUACACAAAUUGUGGUCAAUCUAUAAAUGUGAACAAAGAUUGGCUGAAAUCAAGUCAAUCACAUCAAUGGUUAAGUCACAGAAUAAUGCACUUAAAGUGUUGAGAAAUGAAUCCGAAGAACUAUAUCAGUCGGCCAUUAGUAUUGACGAUAAUUUAAUACCCUUUAAGACAAAUAAUGUCAAAAAAGAAACGCCAAAAGUGGAAGAAUAUGUGCCACCGGACGGCAAAAUGAAUGAUAUCACCAAACAGUGGGCCAUGUGAUGGAUCAGACCAUGUGAUGGAUCAGACCAUGUGAUGGAUCAGACCAUGUGAUGGAUCAGACCAUUUGUCAUCAACAAAAAAUUGAAAUAUAAACUGUUUUUAAUUUAUAUAUCAUAUAAUAAUAGAGUAUAUGGUAAUGAUAAUAAUACAAUGCACUUCAUUG